AGGUUUUCAGUAGAGACGCCGAAUAGAACAAGUCACCAUUGUUUUUUACAGCACCACUUGGCGCUUUGUUAAUAAACUAAGCCGGCCCCUCACACAUACACACACACCCUUUCCAAGUUUCUCUCAUAUUACCCCUUUCCUUAAAAUUUAAAAGCACACAGCCAUUCAGCCACAUAUCCUUUCAUGGCUUUCCCUUUCUCUUCAAAACCCUAAACUCAGAAUUGAGAAACAAGACUGUUUUACACACACCAAAAACACUCCCCCUCUUCUCCUUUUUAUUUUCUUUCUCUAUUCCUGGGUUCCGAGUUUCUGGCUUCCAAUUCUGCAGCCUCAGCACGUUUGAGAAGUUUCAUUCUGUUGUAUCCUAAUGAAGUUGCAUGAGAUAGUUUCAAAACACGUCUCGAAAAGCAAUUGUUUGUGAUCUCCAGUGUCAUUUCCAACGGUACAUAGUAAUAACUCAACUAUAGCAUGGACAGGCUGAUAAAAGUAGACCCAACAAACACGGUCCCUAUAAGAAUCGAGCCAGGCCAAAAAUGCCACGGCCAAAUAACCCUACGCAACGUGAUGUACACCAUGCCCGUGGCUUUCAGGCUUCAAUCGUUGAUCAAAACGCGUUACACGUUGAAGCCACAAUCUGGUAUCAUAUCUCCCUUAUCCACAGUAACCAUAGAAAUCCUCUACAAUCUUCCACUGGGCUCCACCCUCCCACACUCUUUUCCACACUCCGAAGACUCUUUCCUCCUCCACAGCGUCGUUGUUCCCGGUGCCACCGUGAAAGAACCCUCCUCCAUGUUCGAAUCUGUACCCUCUGAUUGGUUCACCGCGAAGAAGAAACAAGUGUUCAUCGACAGCGGCAUCAAGAUCAUCUUCGUGGGCUCGUUGAUCCUUGCCCAGUUAGUCCACAACGGGUCCAUCGAUGAAAUCAGAGAAGUGCUGGAACACAGUGAACACACGUGGAAAGCCGUUGACUCCGUUGACCAAAACGGAGACACGCUCCUCCACGUGGCGAUCUCCAAAAGCAGACCCGACAUAGUGCAGCUCCUCCUGGAGUUCAACGCCGACGUGGAAUCAAAAAACCGCUCCGGCGAGACUCCGCUGGAAUCAGCGUGUGCCUCCGGAGAAGAACUAAUCGUUGAGCUUCUCUUAGCUCACAAGGCAAACACAGAGAGAACGGAAUCUUCAUCUUUAGGAGCGAUUCAUUUAUCAGCAAGAGAAGGACGCAGGGAGGUUUUACGGUUACUGUUGCUGAAAGGGGCUAGCGUUGACUCGUUGACUAAAGACGGUUACACCGCGUUGCACCUUGCGGUCAGAGAAGGUUCAAGAGACUGCGCGAGGCUGUUACUAGCGAACAACGCGAGAACUGAUAUUAGAGAUUCACGAGACGGAGACACGUGUCUGCACGUGGCGGCAGGGGUGGGAGACGAGAGCAUGGUGAAGCUGUUGUUGAACAAGGGUGCUAACAAGGACGUGAGGAACUUUAACGGUAAGACUGCGUAUGAUGUUGCGGCGGAGAAGGGGCACGCGCGCGUGUUCGACGCGCUGCGGCUGGGGGAUGGGUUGUGCGUGGCGGCGAGGAAGGGGGAGGUGAGGAGCAUCCAGAGGCUGAUAGAGGGGGGAGCGGUGGUGGACGGGAGGGACCAGCACGGGUGGACGGCGUUGCACAGGGCGUGUUUUAAGGGGCGCGUGGAGGCGGUGAGGGCGUUGCUGGAGAGAGGGAUUGAUGUGGAGGCGAGGGAUGAGGAUGGGUAUACGGCGCUGCAUUGCGCGGUGGAGGCGGGGCAUGCUGACGUGGCGGAGGUGCUGGUGAAGAGGGGUGUGGAUGUGGAGGCCAGGACGAAUAAGGGUGUGACGGCUUUGCAGAUCGCGGAGGCGUUGGGGUAUGGUGGGAUUGCGAGGCUGCUUGGUGCUGCUGCGGGACACGUGGCGGAAGGAGAACAACAAUCUGUGCUUGGGGAGAUGAAGAAGGAAAAGAAAAACAAGCUUGGAAGAAGAAGAAGGGAGAGGGAGAUUCGGGGGAGCUUUGACCGGUCAAUGCCUUUGCCUGUCCUCUAGCUAGGUGCUCAAAUUUGCUCUGGUUUGGUGGGGGAUAAUUUGUAGAUUUUAUCAAACAUGUUACUUUUGCUUAAUUUUCAGUUUUCACUACUUGUUAUUAUUAUUGUAAUAAUCUUCUACUGAGUAUAUGAACAUUAUUAUUCAAUGCGA
This is a messenger RNA of Glycine soja, 2202 nucleotides long. Its product is annotated as putative ankyrin repeat protein RF_0381. Gene Ontology annotation, biological process: protein localization to ciliary inversin compartment. Gene Ontology annotation, molecular function: protein binding. Gene Ontology annotation, cellular component: ciliary inversin compartment. The coding region runs from base 469 to 2052 and encodes 527 amino acids. Lineage: Eukaryota; Viridiplantae; Streptophyta; Magnoliopsida; Fabales; Fabaceae. The record is from RefSeq and is a predicted model, not a curated record. The transcript has a single exon.